AUGAUUGAAUUUGCAAAAGAGUUUUCACUCGACAUUAUCAUUAUGAACUCGGUCCGUUAUAGCGAAACAGUGAGAAAAGUUAAGGCGCUUUUUGCAAAUUGUCCAGUUCCUCAAAUAAUCUGCACAAUUUGUGAGCAAGAAGGGUUGGACAAUAUUGAUGCAAUCAUACAGUAUGACGCGAGGGAAUUACCCGGACAACAACUGCCCGCCGCCCACGCACAUAGUCCACUGGACCACGUGUUGAAUUUAGGCAUUCAAUUGCCACCAGGAUGUCAACGCCUCACGGGGAUUAUCGCCACAAUAGGAAAAUCUAGUAAUGACAUCGAGACUAUGCAAAAAAUGAUGGCGGCUGGCAUGAACGUCGCUCUACUCAAUUUGUCCUUCGGCACACAGAAAGAACACGUUGAGACCAUCAAGAUGUUGCGAAAGGCCGCAAAGGAAUAUAGUGUCACUGUAGGAAAGCACUUUCCUUUGGCGAUUGCGGCACGUUUACCUGGACGGAAGAUAAGAACCGGAUGCAUUUCUGAUGUGGCCAAUGGAAUUAUGAUAACAAGACAAGAAUUGGGUUCAGACAUUUCACCAACAAAGCUUGUUAUAGCUCAAAAAGAUAUGAUUGCACGCGCAAAUGAGGCUAAUGUGCCGGUUUGUUUAUGCGCUCACCUUCUGAGCAGCAUGAGACACAGCAAGAUCCCACUCAGAUCGGAGCUACUUGACAUAGCGGAUUGCAUAUUCGAUGGAGCUGAUGCCUUAGUACUGUCGGCGGAAACCGCCAUUGGAAUCAGUCCUGUGCAAACGAUAAAAUGCAUGGCAAGUGCGAGUAAAGAGGCAGAGGACUCUGUUUGGACCAUGAGAAUGUUCCAUGACUAUGUCGAAAAGACCCCGGUGCCGUGUGAUCAGGCAACGGCCAUAGCGGUGUCCGCAGUCCUGGCGGCCUACCAGUCGAUCGCCGCCGCUAUCAUAGUGGUCACGGCAACAGGCAAAGCGGCAUUUCUCGUCGCCAAGUACAGACCUCGCUGUCCGAUAAUCGCCGUCACGAGAUACGUGAUCGUUGCGCGGCAGAUGCAUUUAUAUCGAGGGAUUAUGCCGUUAAUUUAUGAAGCAACACCCGAAGCAGAUUGGGAAACUGAUCUUGAGCAGCGUAUAAACUUCUGCACCAAAUGGGCAAUGCAAAGGGGCUUCGUUAGAGUGGGCGACCCUCUCAUUUUAGUGUGCAGCUGGAAACAGGGCUCCGAAUUCACCAACACCAUGAGAAUGGUAUACGCAACGGCCGACAUUGGAGUUUCG
This is a messenger RNA of Iphiclides podalirius (scarce swallowtail), 1284 nucleotides long. Lineage: Eukaryota; Metazoa; Arthropoda; Insecta; Lepidoptera; Papilionidae. The record is from the annotation of a GenBank genome assembly.